AUGUUUAUGCUCCGCAACGUGGGCAAAUUUCUCUUCGGUGAUACCUCGAAAGAGGCCAUCAUCGAAAUUCCUCAGGGCCAGCUCUAUUUGGUCCGCCCCAUUUCCCCCAAGGGCUAUUCAGAGCUCAUUUUCAAGGACGCCGUGGCGACGAUUCGACGCACUGGGCAAGAGUUUCAAUACCAACUUGUGAUCCAGAGAGCCUACGAGGAAGGCGAGGAAGAACUUGCGGACGACGAAGACGAGCAGGGUGUGGCGAAUAGUCUGGACAAGGACGAGAAGGUUUUCUUGCUCGACCAGACACUGCAUUUCCGCUCCGAAGUUCGUGAGGGUGGUGUGAAGAUUCUCGCUUGGGACGAUCUCAGUGGUGACGAGGGCGACCUUUUUGAGUUCAUCUGCGACCCUUCCGUCCCGUCCGACAAAGUUGCCACGUUUGAGCUGGCCGCUUUACAGUGUCAAUACGAGCGCAAGUUCCGUCGCAGCGCCCAGAAGGCUACGGAAGAGGAGCUGCAGGGGUUUUCAUUCCAAGAGGCGAAGCCUAUUCCACCCGCAAGCCCCGUGUCCUCUCCGUCCGCCAAGUCGCCCGAGCCCCCUGUGACAUCGGGUGAGUCCGCAGCUGCCAUGGCGCAGGACGUCAAAUAUUCCCAGUCCAAGGGCCAGGUAAAGUCAGCCGCGCCAGUUGACGAGCCCACCAGAGCCCCGCCGUCCGCAGUCCAGCCUGAAUCAACGGAAAUUCUCGCCAAGGAGAAGGCUGAGCUGCAUCUCUUCGAUUUUCCUACUGGUACUUUCGUGCUGCAGGACUCUGAGAUCGUUGCAACCGUAUCGGAAAUCGGCAACUGGCAAUACUGGCUGCAGAUUAGUGGCAAUGACAAGGACUGGCUGGGGCAGGCGGUUGUGGGAGACAUCAACCCCGUCUUCAACUUCGAGUAUCUGUCAUUCAUCUUCAAUCACUACGCUGAAGAUGGCUCUGCCUACUCUUGGCUUCUCCGAUUCAAAGAUCAGGCUUCGGAAGAGCGAUUUCAGGAGGGCUUGAUGCAGGCUCUGUGGGAGCAGCUCAAUGAGAUGAAAUGGGAAAAGGUUAAGGAGAAUGACAGGGAGUACGUGCUCGAUGCCUUUCAGGAUCUCACUAUGGAGGACGCCGACGACAAGGCCGAAGAAGAGGAUGAGGAAGAACCAGAAGAAGAUGAAGACGAGACAGACCAGGAUGAUGGUCAGCGCAGCGAACACUACGACAGCGACGAGGAGGAGGAAGAUGUGAUUACCCGCCAGGAAGAUGGCAACAAGAACUCUCAACUGGCUGUUGGCUACAAGCACGAUCGCUCAUUUGUGGUUCGCGGAUCCAAGAUUGGUGUCUUCAAGCACACUACCAACAACAAUUUGGAGUUCUCCACAACCAUCUCCAAAGUGGAGACCCCUGGCGGCAAGCUCUUCAGCCCCAAGAAGGUUAUGUUGCACGCGGAGGAUAGCAACAUGAUUCUCCAGAAUGGGAACGACCCCAACUCUCUCUACCGGAUGGAUCUUGAGUAUGGUAAGGUCGUUGACGAGUGGAAAGUGCACGACGAUAUCCCGGUGGACACCUUUGCUCCGGAGAACAAAUUCGCCCAGAUGACUUCCGCCCAGCCCUUUGUUGGUGCAUCGAAAAAUGCGCUGUACCGUAUUGAUCCUCGGCUCGCGGGCAACAAGCUUGUUGAAUCCAACCUCAAGCAGUAUGCUAGCAAGAACGACUUCUCUGCAAUGGCUACGACCGAGAAGGGUUAUCUCGCUGUAGCUUCCAACAAGGGUGAUAUCCGCAUGUUCGACCGCCUUGGCAUCAACGCGAAGACUCAUAUCCCUGCUCUGGGUGAGCCGAUUAUUGGUCUGGACGUGUCUGCUGAUGGCCGCUGGGUUCUGGCCACCUGCCGCACGUAUCUUCUUCUGAUCGACUCGCUGCAGAAGGAUGGCAAGAACGAGGGCAAGCUCGGAUUUGAGAAGUCAUUCGCUAAGGACUCCAAGCCCCAACCUCGUCGUCUUGGGUUGCAGCCUGCGCACGUCGCUCAGUUCCAACACGAAACGAAGCAGCCAUUGGCGUUCACACCUGCUCGCUUCAACACUGGUGUUGAGUCCCAGGAAACAUCGAUCGUUACUGCCACUGGCCCCUUCAUUGUCACCUGGAGCUUGAAGAAGAUUCUUGCUGGUCGCAAGGACCCCUACACAAUCAAGCGCUACGCAGAGGACGUCAUGGCGGACAACUUCCGCUUCGGUUCAGACAAAAAUGUGAUCGUGGCUCUGCCCAAUGAGGUCAACAUGGUCGCCAAGCGCAGCUUCCAGAAGCCUACACGUGAGAGCAUCGCUGCUCCUGUCACUCCCAGUCGUGCGAAGAGCGGCAGAUGGAGCAGCCGUCUUGGAAAGAACGACAUCGUCAACUCGCCUUACUAA
Penicillium canariense is the source of this 2412-nucleotide messenger RNA. RefSeq lists its product as uncharacterized. Lineage: Eukaryota; Fungi; Ascomycota; Eurotiomycetes; Eurotiales; Aspergillaceae. Gene Ontology annotation, cellular component: nucleus; cytoplasm. Bases 1 to 2412 code for a protein of 803 amino acids. The transcript is spliced from 3 exons. The record is from RefSeq and is a predicted model, not a curated record.